Molecule: messenger RNA, 1170 nt
Organism: Cordyceps fumosorosea ARSEF 2679
Lineage: Eukaryota; Fungi; Ascomycota; Sordariomycetes; Hypocreales; Cordycipitaceae
Exons: 2
Coding region: 1-1170 (389 amino acids)
Source: RefSeq, a predicted model, not a curated record
AUGGACCACAAUAACAAGAAUAACAGUGACGACAAGAAUAACAGUGACGACAAGAAUAACAGUGACGACAAGAAUAAUAGUGACAACAAGAACAAGGGCGACAACAAGAAUAACCGUGACGACGGUAACGCACGUAAGAGACAUCGCCUUGAUCCCACAACGCCGCCGCCGACGCCUUCUUCAAAGCUGUCCAAAAGCGCUUCGUACAGGGAACAGCGCCGGUGGCUGGAUGUCAACACGGACGGAUUUGAAAUGCGCGCGCUCGACUACUUUGAGGACAUGCCCCCGGACCUGGUAGCGCUGAUCCGGGACGUCAACGCGCUGAUCGACGGCUGGGGCAUCGUGGCAAAGUCUAUGCAGGCGGCGCUGAGUGAGGUCGUCAAGCCAGACGCACGCUUCCUGUGGGCGCUGGACGACGACCGAUUCGCCGACGACCCGGCCCCGGCCAGGGCAGCCAGGUGCACACCCACGCCGGAUGAGGUCCGCCAGGUGGCCGAAGCGGCCAUUGAAUGCGAGAUUUACGGGCAUCCCGGGGCGAGCUGGAAUAUGGAAGUUCAGAUCAGCAUUUGGCGUCUGGCGUUUCGGCCAGGGGGUACACGGCGAUUUACGCACUUGCACAACCGCGACCAUUAUGCCUCACUAUGGUAUCCCGACCGUAUCGAAGAAGGUGGACUUUUGCGUCUACAUCAACCCAAAAACGACCCGCGGCUGUCACCUGAAUUCCGGGCCGGCGUCGCCGCCGCGCGGGCAGCGCUGCCCAAGACUAUUGUCGGCUUCACCGACUUUCAGCCGUUGUACAACCGCUUCGUCGCCUUCAGUAUCGAGUCUAAGAAACCGAGCGAGGAUAUCGAAGAGGCACAGCUGCGACUGGGUAUGUGGGACAUGGCGCACUGGACGCUUCUGCGCCAGCUAGAAGCGUUGCCGGGCCUGGACCGGAUUACCACAGACUCGGCAACGAGAGGUGAUGAUGCUGUUUUGGGGGACGGCACAGCAACAUCCAUUCAUGCACAACAGUCUAUCGCUACGAAGCUGCCUGCCUUCCUGCCGGGCAUCUUCAUCAACGGUUAUUCUUGGUACCUCGUCUUCACGACUAUGGAAGGUGACCAGACGUGCUGUGGCGCAAGAUUACGAUUGGCUCCACGGAGAACACAAAGGGCGUGUACCAGAUAG